This is a messenger RNA of Microsporum canis CBS 113480, 3702 nucleotides long. RefSeq names its product DNA repair and recombination protein RAD26. Lineage: Eukaryota; Fungi; Ascomycota; Eurotiomycetes; Onygenales; Arthrodermataceae. The transcript is spliced from 3 exons. The coding region runs from base 1 to 3702 and encodes 1233 amino acids. Gene Ontology annotation, molecular function: ATP binding; ATP-dependent chromatin remodeler activity. Gene Ontology annotation, cellular component: nucleus. Gene Ontology annotation, biological process: transcription-coupled nucleotide-excision repair. The record is from RefSeq and is a predicted model, not a curated record.
AUGGCGGACACGGAACCAGAUGGAGUGCGUUCAGCAGAGACGUCUGAUGGUGUACAAGCUGCACUUGACGAAGCUUCGCAGCAAGACGUCCAGGGCACCGACGAGUCUAGCCGUCUGAGAGCCCUCGAUGCUGACAUUAGAGACCAAGAUGACCUGGAGAGAGACAUCACACGCCAGGCCGAUAAGAUAUUAAAGGAACAGGCUAAUGAGCGAGAUAUACGGCGUCUCGAACGGACCAGGCAUGAGAAAGUAAAGAUUGAGUCGCAGGUUCUCAGGCUCCAUCAGCGGCUCUCUGAACCUAUAGGUACCUCUGCGCGGGUAAAGUAUGAAGCGGAUAUCAAGAAUGCCGAAAGCCGCUUGACGCAGUUAGAGACCGACCUAAAGGAAAUACAGCAGCGUAUUGAAGAGCGAGACCGGGAAGAGGAUGAUACUGGUGUCGGCCAUGAAGAAGGUUCGGCGGCCAGGAGGCUGCCUAGCGAGUCACGAAGGGACUAUCUUAUACGCACUGGUAAGAUUACGCCCUUUUCGCGCAUGGGAGGUGUAAGGGGAGACGACAUGGCCACGACAUUACAGGGUGCCUUGUUCGAGGCGGAGGAUGAACGGGAUGAAGAGAUUGCGCUUGAAGAAGCGGGUGGACAGCCUGUCGCUUCCCAUAGACAUUUGAUGAAGCCCGGAUUCGAUGAUGGGCAUUUUGAAGAAGCUACCAGACCGUCGAAGAGACGGAAGGUGACUGGUGGUUCGAGUCUGGCGCUUAGCUCGCCCGCUAGAUCGGACGAAGAAUAUGUCGACCCUGAUGCUGAAGCAGAUGAGACAGAGGAAGAGUCCGUAGAUGAGGAAGAGCAGAACUCAGAUGAGUCGACCGUACGAGCUCGAAAGAAGAAAGGCAAAGGAAGAGGAAAGGGGAAGUCCACGGGCGUUAUCGAAGACUUCAAGGGGGUAGAUGACGGAGACGAGAGAGUCUACCAGUCACGGCUGCGAGACUGGGUACAUAGACGGUCUGAAGCUCGCGACCGUGCAAAACUAGAAGCCCUACACCUUUCUGGAGAGGACAGGAACCCCCAGCCGGGCGAUGAUGCCCAGUCCUCUGGAGGACAACAAGAAGAAUGGCAUCUUCCGCACCCAACCACACCUGACACAGUACUUGAUGGCGGCUAUCAGCUUCCUGGGGACAUAUACCCGUACCUCUUUGACUAUCAAAAGACUGGCGUUAAAUGGCUAUGGGAGCUCUAUCAGCAGCAGGUCGGCGGUAUAAUAGGUGACGAGAUGGGUCUCGGUAAAACCAUACAGGUCAUUGCCUUCCUGGCUGGCCUACAUUACAGCAAGAAGCUAAAGGGUCCUAUCAUCGUUGUCUGCCCACCCACUGUCAUGAAGCAAUGGGUUAAUGAGUUUCAUGACUGGUGGCCACCUUUCCGCGUCUCCAUACUACACACCUCCGGAAUCGGGAUGGUCAAUCUGAAAAGCGAAAGCCAGGCCGAAGACCGCUACACCUCAGGUGCAUGGGGGGACCGGAAUUCGACUUCACAAAGGGGCGGCAAAGCUGCUCGCCGCAUCUUGAAACGAGUGUUGGAAGACGGUCAUGUACUGGUAACUACCUAUGCGGGGCUACAGACAUAUUCCUCUCUCCUAAUACCUGUAGACUGGGGUAUCGCCGUGCUGGACGAAGGCCACAAGAUACGUAACCCCGACACCUCGAUCACCAUCCACUGCAAGGAACUACGUACCUCCCACCGCCUAAUUCUCUCUGGUACGCCAAUGCAAAAUAACCUAACCGAACUAUGGUCGUUAUUCGACUUUGUCUUCCCCAUGCGUUUGGGCACGCUAGUCAAUUUCCGGAACCAAUUCGAGUUCCCCAUUCGAACCGGAGGGUAUGCCAAUGCCUCUAACCUACAAGUUCAGACGGCAGCAAAGUGUGCAGAGACGCUCAAGGAUGCCAUAAGUCCAUACCUACUCCAGCGGUUCAAGAUGGAUGUUGCAGCCGACCUGCCUAAGAAAAGUGAGCAGGUUCUCUUCUGUAAACUCACGAAGGUACAAAGAGCGGCUUACGAGGCAUUCCUAGCCUCGGGGGAGAUGUCCUCCAUUCUGCGUGGACGGAGAGAAGCACUUUACGGCAUCGACAUGUUAAGGAAAAUAUGCAACCACCCUGACCUCACGCAGCAUAAGACCUUAUCGCUGAAAACGGAUUAUAACUACGGCAGCGGCGCAAAGUCAGGAAAGAUGCAAGUUGUCAAAUCACUAUUGGAGCUGUGGAGGGAUACAGGACAUAAGACGCUACUGUUUGCUCAACAUCGAAUCAUGCUCGAUAUCCUUGAACGCUUCAUCAGGGGGUUUGACAGGUUUAAUUAUAGGCGUAUGGAUGGGAAUACACCUAUAAAGGUCCGUCAGACUAUGGUGGAUGAAUUCAACAACGACCCAAGUCUACAUGUUUUCCUCCUCACUACAAAAGUAGGUGGAUUGGGCGUGAACCUCACGGGUGCAGAUAGGGUCAUUAUCUACGAUCCGGACUGGAAUCCUUCUACAGACGUGCAGGCUCGUGAGAGGGCCUGGAGGCUGGGGCAAAAACGUGAGGUGACUAUCUAUCGGCUUAUGACCGCCGGUACGAUUGAGGAGAAAAUAUACCAUCGACAGAUAUUCAAGCAGUUCCUGACAAACAAGAUUCUUCGGGACCCCAAGCAGCGCCAGACUUUCCAGAUGAGCGAUAUGCAGGAUCUCUUCACGCUUGGAAACGAUGGGCCCACAGAGACGAGCCAGAUGUUCAAGGACGCAGACGUCGUGUAUGAAGAUGAUGCUGCAAAAAGUAAAGAUGCUAGGCCUACCAGCCACCAGCAGCAACAACGACGACGACGACAGGCUGAGAAUAAACCUGUCAAGGAAGAAGACCGGAGGAUCAGCCAGGUCACUGGCGUCGCGGGCUUGGAAGAAUAUCAAGGCGAAGCAAGCUCGCCAGGAACCCCUCAACAGGAGAAAGAAGGCGAGGAGCCUAAGUCCAAGGCUGAAAAGCCAAACACAGACGCUCGCUUGAUCGAGAGUAUAUUCUCUCGUUCCGGCGUUCUCUCUGCCCUCGAACAUGACCAGAUCAUCCACGGCAAGCGAACGGUCAAAGCAGACCCGAAAAUCAUCGAGACAGAAGCUAAGCGUGUCGCAGCAGAGGCAGCCAAAGAGCUUCUCAAGGCAGAAGAAGUUGCUCGCACUGUGCCUGUCGGCACACCCACUUGGACCGGUCAGUUUGGCACUGCAGGGCGUCCGGGCCAGGAUGUGGCGCCGUCCGGCACCUCUUCUAUCUACUCUGGCGGCGGGAGUACGGUCCGUCGAGCCAUGGGCGGACCAUCAUCUGCUAAUCUGCUCGCGAAUCUUGCCAACCGCAGUGCUAGAGGGGGCAGAGUAGGCACUCCGUCUGCUUCUACGUCUGCUUCUACGUCUGCUUCUGCAUCCGCGUCUGCGUCUGCGUCUAGGUCCGGUACACCGAGGACUGGAACGCCAACGGGCAAGGACUUUAUGGUUAUGAUACGCGACUAUAUCAUCACGCACGGCGGGUCGGUCUAUACACAGAUGCUGGUAGACCAUUUCAAUCGAUUCUGCGACUCUCCUCGGGCAACGGCGGAAUUCAAAGAGAUUCUCCGGACGAUUGCUUUCCUCGAUAAGUCGGGAACGGGCACACGGGCGAGAGGCAAAUGGGUCCUGAAGCCCGAGUAUGCUAAGAAGUGA